Phaethon lepturus (White-tailed tropicbird) is the source of this 1735-nucleotide messenger RNA. RefSeq names its product echinoderm microtubule-associated protein-like 1. Gene Ontology annotation, cellular component: mitotic spindle. Gene Ontology annotation, molecular function: microtubule binding. The transcript has 10 exons. Gene Ontology annotation, biological process: microtubule cytoskeleton organization. The record is from RefSeq and is a predicted model, not a curated record. The annotation marks the transcript as partial. NCBI's taxonomy places the organism in Eukaryota, Metazoa, Chordata, Aves, Phaethontiformes, Phaethontidae.
GUACCAACAGAAUAAGCCACGCAGUUCAAGGGGCACAUGAGGGUGGAAUAUUUGCGCUGUGUAUGCUGCGAGAUGGCACAUUAGUAUCAGGAGGUGGAAAAGACCGAAAGCUGAUAUCUUGGAAUGGAAAUUACCAAAAACUUCACAAAACCGAGAUUCCAGAGCAGUUUGGUCCAAUAAGAACAGUAGCAGAGGGAAAAGGGGAUGUUGUAUUAAUAGGAACGACUAGAAACUUCGUCCUACAGGGCACGCUAUCCGGAGACUUUUUCCCAAUUACCCAGGGUCACACUGAUGAGCUUUGGGGACUUGCAGUCCAUUCCUCUAAACCUCAGUUCUUCACUUGUGGACAUGACAAACACAUUACGCUCUGGGAUGCUACCACUCAUCGUCCUAUCUGGAACAAGAUUAUAGAGGAUCCAGCACAGUCCUCAGGUUUUCAUCCUUCAGCAUCUGUUGUUGCAGUAGGGACGCUAACUGGAAGGUGGUUUGUGUUUGACACAGAAACAAAAGACUUGGUCACUGUACACACAGAUGGGAACGAACAGCUGUCUGUAAUGCGUUACUCACCAGAUGGAAACUUCUUGGCAAUAGGUUCCCAUGACAACUGUAUUUAUAUAUAUGGCGUAAGUGAAAAUGGAAGAAAGUACACUAGAAUUGGCAAAUGUUCGGGUCAUUCCAGCUUCAUUACUCAUCUGGAUUGGUCUGUUAAUUCACAGUAUCUUGUGUCUAAUUCAGGAGACUAUGAAAUCUUAUACUGGAUCCCCUCUGCUUGUAAACAAGUUGUGAGUGUUGAAACAACGAGAGAUAUAGAGUGGGCCACUUACACCUGUACUUUAGGAUUCCAUGUUUUUGGUGUAUGGCCUGAAGGUUCAGAUGGAACAGAUAUCAAUGCUGUCUGUCGAUCCCAUGGGAGAAGACUGUUAUCAACAGGGGAUGAUUUUGGCAAAGUACAUCUCUUCUCAUAUCCAUGUUCACAGUUUAGGGCUCCAAGCCAUGUGUACGGUGGACAUAGUAGUCAUGUAACUAAUGUAGAUUUUCUCUGUGAAGACACCCAUCUCAUCUCCACAGGCGGAAAAGAUACAAGUAUUAUGCAGUGGCGAGUCAUUUAGAGGAAACAUCAGUGUGAACAUACACAGUUGGUUCGACCAUGCACAGAACUUAUGUAUAAACUGUAUAUUUAAAACUUAACAGUAUGUUUGCAGUUUAGCCUGGUCACUGUGAUUUUUGUUUAAAAAAUUCUUACAAACCUCAGGAAAAUUAAGCCCUGUGCUGGUUACCUUACUCAGUCUAGUGAUUUUUUUUUUCAUUGUGUCACACCUUAAGAAUGAUCGUUUUCUCUUCUGUUGUACAAUAUACAAUGCAGUACAAGUUUAAUAUAAGAAAUGUGGCUUGGCAGUUUGCAAUACAGUGGUAUCAGCGGAAUGUGACUAUCUUAAAUGUUUCUAUAAACACUGCUAAAUGGUCACAAAAAUGCCUUUCAAAGACUGUAUAUAUGUGCUUAUUUGUUUCACUAUCUACACUUUGUACUGUAUAUCUACUUACUUAGAAAAAUCUAUGACAGUGUUGAGGUACUGAAUUGUUUCUGAUGGAGGAUGAUGAAUACAUGCAAAAAGUAUAAACCGAGAUGUAAGAUGCAAAAAUUAGUGUUUCAGACCUGAAAAUGUGAAUGCUGGUAAAUUUGCAUUCUCUUGGGAAUAGCACACCAUGGGUAUCACCGGUGAGGAGUUGUGUUCCC